AUGGAAAUGAAUUUCUUUGUAGUGCUUUCUUGCCUCCUUAUUCUUCUGAAUACUCCAUUCUCCCAUGGAGUAGAAACAAUUAUUUCUGGAAACAAAUAUAUAACUCAGGGUAGAACUAUAUCCUCUCCCAAUGGAAGAUUUGAGUUGGGUUUCUUCACACCAGGUCAAUCUUCCAAGUAUUACAUUGGUAUUUGGUACAAAAACAUCUCCCCUCAAACAGUAGUUUGGGUAGCAAAUAGGGUGACCCCAAUCCCCUCCUCCGCAAUCAAAUCCUCCAAACUCAGAGUCCUAGACGGCGACUUGGUGCUUGUAGACGGGGCACAAAACUUGGUGUGGUCAACCAAUCUCUCCGUCACCACGGUGAAGCGAAACUCUGUUCUAGCAACUCUUCGGGACAGCGGAAACUUGGUUUUGAGCGAGGAUGGCAUGAAUUCAACAACCCCACUUUGGCAAAGCUUUGAGCACCCGACAGACACACAUCUUCCCGGUGCCAAGUUUGGGUAUAACAAGCGAACCAAAACAACAUAUGGGUUCACGUCGUGGAAAAGUUGGGACGAUCCGGCAUCCGGGCUAUAUAGUCUUGACAAUAACGGCGACAUGGGAUUUUUAUUGUGGAACCGCACAGAGGAAUACGGGAGAAGUGGACACAAAUUCGGAACAGACACUAAUCCUUCUUUGAAGCCCAAUCCUCUGUUCAACUUCACCGUCGUGGACAACGAAAACCAGACUUACUUUACUUAUAAUUUGCUAAACCCGUCCUUGAUAGGCAGACACGUAAUCCAGGUAGAUGGGCGGGAGAAGCAGCUAACGUGGUCUGAGUCUACCCAGGAGUGGAUGAUGACCUAUGUUCAACCGCUGCAAAAAUGCGACGUUUAUGCAUAUUGCGGCCCAUUUGGCUUCUGCAACGACAACUCUACCACCGUUUGUGUUUGCUUGCAAGGUUUCAAGUACAAGUCAGAAAGAGAGUGGAGAUUAUUCAAUGAAUUCUCUGGCGGCUGUGUAAGGAACACCAGUUUGAAGUGUAGUGGAACUAAUAAUUACCAAGAAGAGGAUAUGGACGUGGACAGCUUCAUAAUGUAUCCAAACGUGAGAUUGCCAAGACAUCCUCAAAACAUCACAGCUGAGACCCAGACAGAAUGUGAGUCUACAUGUCUCAAAAAUUGCUCUUGUACCGCCUAUGCUUAUAGCAAUAGCAGUGGUGGUCAUUGUUGGAUUUGGGUGGGACAACUUUUGAACCUCAAACAGUUGGGGGAAGAUGAUAUCAAUGGAAGCACAAUUUACAUCAGACUUGCUGCCACUGAAUUUUCAAAUAUCAAAGGUACGUACAUAAUUAAUAACACACAAUGGUUAAUGUUGAAGUGCUCUUUUGUGUUUAAUUAUACAAACUCAAAGCAAUUUCUAGCGAUCAUAGCUAGUGUUGCAGUUGCUGCAGCAGCUCUAGUUGCAUGCACUAUUUUCUGCGUCUGUUACAAAAGGAGAAGAGCCGCAUUGAAAAUAACAGUGGAUGAAACGAUAGAUGAAGAUACAGAUGAUGAUGAGAACGGCAUUGGCGUCCCGCUCAUCACUUUCCAAAGCAUAUUGGAAGCUACAAACAACUUUUCCGAUGCAAAUAAGUUAGGAGAAGGAGGCUUUGGUCCGGUUUAUAAGGGUAUGCUUCUUGAUGGGCAAGAAGUUGCAAUAAAAAGAUUAUCAAGUCAAUCCAGUCAAGGAAUCAACGAGUUUAAGAAUGAAGUUGUACUAAUUGGAAAGCUUCAACACAGAAAUCUCGUUAAACUUAUAGGUUACUGCACACAAGUGGGAGAAAAGAUCUUGCUAUAUGAAUAUAUGCCAAACAAGAGUUUAGACAUCUUCAUAUUUGAUCAAACACGUCGACUAUUGUUGGAUUGGAGCAAAAGGUUUGACAUUAUAUUGGGAAUUGUUCGAGGACUUGUAUAUCUUCAUCAUGAUUCAAGAUUGAGAAUCAUUCAUAGGGACAUCAAAACAAAUAACAUUUUAUUAGAUGAAGAAAUGAUACCCAAGAUUUCAGAUUUUGGAUUAGCGAGACUGGUUGCUGGAAAUACAUUUGAAGCAAAUACCAAAAAAGUUGCAGGCACCUAUGGUUACAUGUCUCCUGAAUAUGCACUAAGUGGACUCUUCUCAACUAAGUCUGAUGUAUUUAGUUUUGGAGUGAUCAUACUUGAAAUAAUUUGUGGAAUGAAAAACACAGCAUUUUAUCAGCAUGAAGAAGUCUCAAACCUUUUAGGCUAUGCAUGGAAAUUAUGGAAUGAAGGGAAUGCAAUGGAUUUAUUAGAUGACUCAGUACUGGUUGGAUGCUGUAAGGAAUGUGAAGUGUUGAAGUGCAUAAAUGUUGGGUUGUUAUGUGUUGAAGAAGAUCCAAAUCGUCGUCCUAGCAUGCCUACUGUAUUUCUAAUGUUGACAGAUGAAAGUAUGAAUCUACCUAAACCAUAUCAACCAGCUUUUGUUACAAGAAAUCGGAUUUGCAAUGACCCCUCUACUAUAGAAUCUGAUAAACCGUGCUCCAAUCAACUUACUUUUUCAGCACAAGAAGGUCGAUAG
This is a messenger RNA of Ipomoea nil (Japanese morning glory), 2556 nucleotides long. Its product is annotated as receptor-like serine/threonine-protein kinase SD1-8. The transcript has 8 exons. The record is from RefSeq and is a predicted model, not a curated record. Gene Ontology annotation, biological process: recognition of pollen; protein phosphorylation. Bases 1 to 2556 code for a protein of 851 amino acids. Lineage: Eukaryota; Viridiplantae; Streptophyta; Magnoliopsida; Solanales; Convolvulaceae. Gene Ontology annotation, molecular function: ATP binding; protein serine/threonine kinase activity.